This is a messenger RNA of Acanthochromis polyacanthus (spiny chromis), 7523 nucleotides long. RefSeq names its product protein tyrosine phosphatase receptor type K (gene ptprk). Gene Ontology annotation, cellular component: membrane. Gene Ontology annotation, biological process: protein dephosphorylation. The record is from RefSeq and is a predicted model, not a curated record. Gene Ontology annotation, molecular function: protein tyrosine phosphatase activity; protein binding. Lineage: Eukaryota; Metazoa; Chordata; Actinopteri; Pomacentridae.
UCGCUCGCGCUCCCUCCGCGUGAAACAAAGUGUAGUGUCCGCGAGAGCCCGUAGGAAGCGAAAAGAGAGAAACGGGAGAAAGGAGAGAAUGGGGCGGCUGAAUCCCAAACUACACCAGGAAUAAUAACCACAUUGCGAAAAAGAAGACGGAAGACGGAGGAAAACUCGGAGGAAGAAAACUUUUCAGGGGGAAACUGUUACAGACUCUCGCACGGCCACGGUUUAAAACAUGGAUACACUGUUCCCUGUACUCCUGGGACUCCUGUUCGUCUUUUCGGCAGUUGAUCAUGUCUGCAGCCAAAUACCAACAGCUCACAUGGGGCGCGCUGAGAAGGGAAGCUGUACGUUUGAUGAGGGCUUCUCUCAGUGCGAUUACCAACAAGAUCCUUAUGAUGACUUCGACUGGACACACAUCAACACCCAGGAAGUACCAUAUGUCUCACCAGAUUUGCCACAAGGUUCCUACAUGUAUGUUGACAUCUCUCAAUAUGAUGCCGGAGAGAAGGCAAGGUUUCAGCUGCCUGUCAUGAAGGAGAAUGACACGCACUGUAUUGACUUCAACUAUCUCCUAACCAGCCCUGAUGGCUCCAGCCCUGGCACCCUCAACGUCCUGGUGAAGGUAAACAAGGGCCCUUUGGCCAACCCUAUAUGGAAUGUGACAUCCUACACUGGUAAAGACUGGCUGAGAGCAGAACUUGCUGUGUCCACCUUUUGGCCCAAUGAAUAUCAGGUCAUAUUUGAAGCAGAGAUUUCGGACAGCAAAGCCGGCUUUAUCGCCAUAGACGACAUUCAGGUGCUCAGCUAUCCAUGCGAUAAAUCCCCUCAUUUCCUGCGCCUUGGGGAUGUAGAGGUGAAUGCUGGACAGAAUGCUACAUUUCAGUGUAUUGCCACAGGCCGAGACACCUCCAACAAUAAACUCUGGCUACAGAGGAGAAAUGGAGAAGAUAUUCCUGUGGCCUUGACAAAAAACAUCAACCACAGAAGGUUUGCUGCCUCCUUCCACCUCAAAGAAGUCACCAAUCAGGAUCAAGAUCUGUAUCGCUGCGUCACCCAAUCAGAGCGUGGCUCUGGGGUGUCUAACUUUGCGGGUCUUAUCGUCAGAGAGCCUCCGCACCCCAUUGCCCCACCUCAGCUCCUUGGCGUCGGCCCGACGUAUUUGCUAAUUCAGCUCAACGCAAACUCCAUAUUUGGAGAUGGACCGAUAAUACUUAAAGAGGUUGAGUACCGUAUGACAUCAGGUAGCUGGACUGAGACUCACGCUGUGAACUCUCCUAACUACAAGUUAUGGCACCUUGACCCAGACACAGAGUACGAGAUCAGAGUGUUACUAACCCGACCAGGAGAAGGAGGAACAGGCAAGCCUGGGCCCCCACUCAUUACUCGGACCAAAUGUGCAGAACCCAUGCGGACUCCAAAGAGGCUGAAAAUUGCUGAGACCCGUUCUCUGAUAGCGGUGGACUGGGAAUCACUGGGUUACAAUAUCACCCGCUGUCACACCUUUAACGUUACCAUCUGUUACCAUUACACGACUGCCAACAACCACAGCAAAGCUGACUGCUUGGACAUGGAUCCUAAAGCACCACGCCACUUGGUGGGAAACCUGCCACCCUACACAAAUGUUAGUCUGAAGAUGAUACUUACCAAUCCAGAGGGGCGCAAAGAGAGUGAUGAAACCAUCAUACAAACUGAUGAAGAUGUUCCAGGUGCAGUUCCCAGUCAGUCACUCAGAGCCACUCCAUCUGAAGAGACAAUAAGUCUCUACUGGAAGGAACCAGCUGAACCCAAUGGAGUGAUCAUACAGUAUGAGAUCAGCUACAGCGGUGUGCGAUCAUUUGACCCUUCGGUUCCGCUGCAACGACCAGGACUCACAGUGUCUCUGCCAUCAAACGCUACCCAUCACAUGUUUUCCCAGCUCCACCCGGGUGUCACGUACCUGCUCUCUAUUCGAGCAUCUACUUCCAAAGGGUUUGGUCCAGCAACGAUGCUUAAUGUGACAACUAAUAUUUCAGCUCCAACUAUAGAUGAGUAUGAUGGGUCAGAGGCUUUUCUAAAUGAAACUGCAACAACCAUCACUGUCCUGCUGAAACCUGCCCAGGCUAAGGGAGCACCCAUAAGUGCAUACCAGAUUGUGGUGGAAGAAGUGAAUCCUCAGCGAACACGUCGUCAGGCUUCCUCUGACUGUUAUGAGGUACCAGUUUCAUACCACAGUGCAUCUAGUGGUGGAUCCCCAUAUUAUUAUGCUGCCCAGCUUUCCCCCAGCAACCUGCCUGAGCCACUUCCCUUUACUGUGGGAGACAACAAGACAUAUCAGGGUUUCUGGAAUCCUCCACUAGCUCCAAGGAAGAACUACAACAUCUAUCUUCAAGCUGUUAGCAGCACAGAGAGGGAAACUAAGACGCAAUGUCUGAGGCUGGCAGCUAAACGUGCUACAGAGGAACCGGAAGUCAUCCCUGACCCCGCUAAACAAACAGAUCGUGUGGUGAAAAUCGCUGGAAUAAGUGCUGGUGUUCUCGUUUUUAUACUGCUGGUGCUGGUAGCCAUCCUGCUGGUCAAGAAGAGGAGGACCUACUAUUCAUACUCUUAUUACCUGAAACUGGCUAAAAAACGUAAAGAUGCAAUUGGGACAACACGGCAAGAAAUGACACACAUGGUGAAUGCUAUGGACCGCAGCUAUGCUGACCAGAGCACUCUGCAUGGAGAAGACCCAAUGGCUGUGACAUUUAUGGACUCUCACAACUACAACAACAGAUUGCCCAACGACCCUCUGGUUCCUACUGCUGUGUUAGUUCCAAUCACAGAUGAGAACCACAGUGGCUCUGCAGCAGAGAACAGCAGACUCCUGGACGUCCCUCGGUAUCACUGUGAAGGAACUGAAUCUCCUUAUCAGACAGGACAACUUCACCCUGCCAUCAGAGUGGCUGAUCUCCUACAGCACAUCAACUUAAUGAAAACAUCUGACAGCUACGGCUUCAAAGAAGAAUAUGAAAGCUUCUUCGAGGGCCAGUCGGCCUCCUGGGACGUAGCCAAGAAAGAGCAGAAUCGUACCAAAAACCGCUAUGGGAACAUUAUAGCAUAUGACCAUUCAAGGGUUAUUCUCCAGCCCAUAGAAGACGACCCAUCCUCCGACUACAUCAACGCCAACUACAUCGAUGGAUACCAGAGGCCAAGUCACUACAUUGCUACUCAGGGUCCUGUUCAUGAGACAGUGUAUGACUUCUGGAGGAUGGUGUGGCAGGAACAGUCAGCCUGCAUCGUGAUGGUAACCAAUCUGGUGGAGGUUGGAAGGGUCAAGUGCUAUAAGUAUUGGCCAGAUGAUGCCGAAGUGUAUGGAGACUUCAAGGUGACUUUUGUAGAGGUUGAACCUCUUGCUGAAUACGUGGUUCGCACAUUUACAUUGGAGAGGCGUGGUUUCAAUGAAGUCCGGGAAGUCAAGCAGUUCCAUUUCACAGGCUGGCCUGAUCAUGGAGUUCCAUAUCACGCCACGGGACUACUUUCCUUCAUCCGCAGAGUUAAAAUUUCCAAUCCACCCUCUGCAGGACCAAUCGUGGUGCACUGCAGUGCUGGAGCAGGACGCACUGGCUGUUUCAUAGUCAUCGACAUCAUGCUGGACAUGGCAGAGAGAGAAGGCGUGGUCGACAUCUACAACUGUGUCAAGGCUCUUCGCUCCAGGAGGAUCAACAUGGUACAGACUGAGGAGCAGUAUAUAUUCAUCCAUGACGCCAUACUGGAGGCUUGUCUAUGUGGAGAAACUGCCAUACCAGUCUGCGAGUUCAAAGCGGCUUUUUAUGAGCUGAUCCGCAUAGAUUCCCAGACCAACUCAUCCCAUCUGAAGGAUGAGUUCCAGACGUUAAACUCAGUGACUCCCCAGCCUCAGCCAGAAGACUGCAGCAUUGCACUGUUGCCUAGAAACCAAGAUAAGAACCGCUUUAUGGAUGGACUACCUCCCGAUAGAUGCUUACCCUUUCUUAUCACAAUAGAUGGAGAAAGCAGCAACUACAUCAAUGCUGCCCUGAUGGAUCUGUCAGAAGAGUUCCAGAGCUACAGACAGCCUGCUGCAUUCAUCGUUACCCAGCAUCCUUUGCCUAACACUGUCAAAGACUUUUGGCGUCUAGUUUAUGACUAUGGAUGUACCAGUCUGGUGAUGCUGAAUGAGAUCGACUUGGCUCAGGGUUGUCCUCAAUACUGGCCAGAGGAGGGAAUGCUGCGUUACGGUCCAGUCCAGGUGGAAUGUAUGUCCUGCUCGAUGGACUGUGAUGUUAUCAGUAGACUCUUCAGAGUCUGCAACCUGACGAGGCCUCAGGAAGGCUACCUGAUGGUUCGUCAGUUCCAGUACUUGGGUUGGGCGGGUCAUAGAGAAGUCCCCGCCUCCAAGCGCUCCUUCCUCAAAUUGAUUCUUCAGGUCGAUCAGUGGCAACGUGAGGGAGAAGAGGGCGAGGGCAGAACCAUUGUACAUUGCCUAAAUGGAGGUGGACGUAGUGGAGUAUUCUGUGCCAGCAGUAUCGUGUGUGAGAUGGCCAAGAGACAGAGUGUGGUUGAUGUUUUCCACGCUGUGAAAACCUUGAGGAACAGCAAACCUAACAUGGUGGAUACUCCGGAGCAGUAUAGGUUCUGCUACGACCUGGCAUUGGAGUUCAUCGAGUCCUCCUAAGCCAAGGAUAGAAUUGGAGAAGAUGAAGAAGAGCUGGAGAACAUCUGUUCACUUCUUGUGUGUUUGACCUUUUGCUUGGUCCCGACUCCCUUCCUGUGGUGGCCGUUCUGUAGCAUCCAUUUUGCAUCCCUACAAAUGGCGCAAGUGAAUUUGGCUCCUUGUACAGUGAUGUUGAACAAAGGGAAAUGUUUAGACUUUGGACAGGGAGUGUAAUAAAGAGGAGUUAAGCAGAGGAGGAGAUGGUACUCCUGUUCCUCCUUUAUUCUUAUUGUACAGCUUUUGAGUGCCAGCGGGCCCCUGUAUGUUUUGGGCCCCAUCUAAACAUUUAGCCUCUCGCCACAGCUCCCACGGACAUAAUGCUUUGUGCUGUUUCAGCUACAGUACUCAAUGUGCACUGCAGAUGUCUCCCUUCCCCUUGCAAAAUGCAACCACAGCCUUUGAUAAAACGCAAAUUAAAAUUACCAUUGGCCCCACGUUACUGCUCUUGUGCUAAUUUAACAGUGUUGGGCAUCUCAUCAUGGUGAUGUUUAAAUAUUUGCAGCUGGUACUUUUGUAUAAGAACAAGAAACUCUAUGACUAAUUCUGUUUCUAGUCCAGAUUUCUUCAUCUUAUUUUCUGCUCAUUUCAGUGAACUCUGUGUCACAACAUUACUAUGUAUUUUUAUUAUGUACUCAUUAGUCACUUUGAACUCAUUUUACUUCAGUUACACAUGGUUGAUUGUUGGAUUAUGGAACAGACAAAGAAAAUUAACUAUACAUCAUUCUAAGUUUGACUCUUAAAUACAAUAGCGUCUGAGAAAAACACUGACUAUGAGACGAGACAAAAUGGAAAGUUUACAUUGGGAGUAUUUGGCUUUUAGAUUUUUUAUAAUAACAUAAAAUGGUAACUUGAAAAAUGUUAUGUAGGAUUUUCACUAAAAUGUAUUUGUGUUUUCUUGUCAUUGUUUAUGUUUUGUGCAGUCACUGAGAGCUGCUGAGUUUAUUUUUUCUGAUUACUUUUAUAGUAUCAUGUACCAGUCUACUGUAAAGAAGUGUUGAAGUCCUCUUUGUACCCCAAAUUGUAAAAUGGAACACGUGUUCAUCCAUGUGACAUUAGCCUAAUCAUGUUUGUUUCAGGGCUGGGCCCAAUGCACUUUCAAUUCAGCCAAUUAACAAAAGGAGCAUCGUUCAAAAACAUGAACAGCUUUUGGAAAGAAGAAAAUCAGUUCAUUUACUAUUAUCAACAAAUGAGAUUUAACAUUUUUUCUGAAAGGAUAAAUUACAGUUUGCAUUUAGGCUUUGAAGAGAAUUGGAAGUGAACUGAUCCCAGGCCUCAUUUGUUUUGUGCACUGGUGGUCAACACUUGUUUUGAUAUUAUUUUGUAGCUGAUGUUUAUUCAUAAGCCAAAGACUUUAUGUAAAUAUAUCUAUAUGGAUGAAGCACAUUGUUUGUAUUUAUUGUUUGUUUACUUGCAUUGCUUGUAAGAACAAUCAUUUUUCAUUCCAUGUUUACUCUUACCACCGGCAUUUCUUAACCCACGCGUUGGGACGCAAAAUGGGCUGCAAGUCUGUUUCUUCUGGAGCCUGAGAGUGUUAGUGUGAUGUACUGAGCCCAUAUGUGGUCCCAAAGUUAGACACUACAUCUGGUCAAUUUGGGUCCGUGAAGAAGAGUUUAAGAAUCCCUGAUUGAAGCUGUAUAUUAAAGCAUUAGAGGUAGCUUUUCAGUAUUUAGGUGGAAUUCUCUAGUAUUGUCUUUGUUUUCACUUAAUGAAUCUCUGUGACGUUAAUGUGGUUUAUUUGUGUAAAGCCCAUGGCUCUGUUCGUGGUCAGUAGAACAUCAGUGCAUUUAUAUGCACAAAGUAUUUUGGAUAAUAGCUCCUAUCCCUCUUAACAUCUCAGUCGGGAUAAGCUGUUUAUCUUUAUCCUCAUAUCCUGUUCACCAUUAUCCCUGACACACACUGACUCAGUUGUGCAAACAGGCUUAGUGGCUGGAACAAGCAGGACUGUGAUACAAAAACAUUUAUUGUGCCUAAUCAUUUAACAGUAUCUUUGAUCGCAACCAGGGCCUUGAUGAAUGCGUUCUCAUGGACGAUCAGUGUUUUGAACACCUUUUGGACCAUGAUUCAUUGUGUUUUAUUCAUUAGAGUGCUUCUUUGUAAGGUUUUAUGAGCUUACCGAAUACCAGAUGUUUGUGCACAAACUGAUUCAGAAAAAAAACUUUAUUGUAAAUAAAAUGCCAUAUGUUCCAUACAGUUGGAGCAAGAACAGCCCUUCUCCCGAGUAUGUUUUGUAAAUAGACUACCAUGAGUACUCUUAAUAGCUCUAUUGUUAGAUGAACAGUAGAGAUGUAGAUGAUGGAUGCAAUGUCAGAACAUUAGUUCUGUUGUAGAUAAAAAAAAAGUCACAGAUUGUACUCCUGGAGGGUUCAAAUUCAGAUAUUACCAGAUGGUGAAUUUCACUGAAUACAGAACUUUGUUUUGUUGGUGAAACAUCAGCUUUCAGUUUAUUUUCUCUAGAUUUCUGUUCUGACCCAAAGAAGGGAAGCAAAACUCAGAGGCCAUAAUGUUGUAGUAGUUUAGUUGUCUUCGAUGAUGGUGGGAUUUACCGGUUUGGCUAAACAAGCGACCGUCUCACCAGAGAGUGAUGAGGAUAUUAACAGAAAGUGACUACAGUAAGGAAAUCUGCUGAACUACGCUCUUAUGGGAAAAGUUGUGAAAAAAUCUGAAAAUACCCAUAAUUCUUGUCUACUAAAUCUGAAGGCCCUCAAGUGUACUGAAUGAAGCUGGCCACUGGACGGCAGGUCAGUCUGAGUACAGAAUUGAUAUUCAUGGUUCAUAAUUAUUCUUGUCUGUAAUGUUUGGCUUCUUUGCUGUAAUAAAAACCACUUCUUUAAUAAAA